UCAUGACAAACUAAUAAUAAGUUAAAUAAUAAAUAAAAAUAAAACGUGUUUUGCUCCACAAAGCUUGCAAUUCUUUUCUCACAAUUUUUAAGGCCUAAAGCCUACACACAUACACCAACUAUUGAAAAGGAAGUGCAGUCUGAAGGAGUAUGGUGGUGUACGAGUUCAGCUACUUAUUACUGGUAAUGCCAAAGUCUGCAAGAGAUAAGCAGGCUGCCAACUAUGACCUCAGACUUGACGGGGAGAUAGCAAACCACACCAGAGUUUUACAGGAGACAGAGUACGCUUCACAAGUACACAGCCGCUGGGCAAGUGUCUGAAUGUCCUCAUGAUAUUCCAUCACAGUUCUGUAACACCUCUAAAAACACGGCCAGUACAUUAACUGUAAUAUUCUCGCAUUUAUAAUACCUUCUGACGAGUCAGGUGAGUGUCUGCAAUUCGGACAGUUCGCAAACGCAAGGUUUCAGACUGAAGGCAAGCCGUCUCGAGCAUGUGUAUCCAUUCUCACAGGUAGGCGGGACCUGUGCUCCCCCAGCCAAUAGAAAUGUCCUUGGUUUAAAUGGCCUCUGUUGUCAAUCAUUGAGAGUGCGCCUUAGAUAUUUCUGCGCUGUUUCAGUGGUGGGCGGGUCUUGUGCUCACCAGCCAAUGGAAAUUAUCCUCUGUUUAAAUAGCCUAUGCUGUCAAUUUUUUUUACUCCCAGUUUACUUGCAAUCGCCAUAUUCGGUGCUCGCCUACUCGAAUGAUUAGUCUGUUUUUCUUCGGAAUUACUACGAGACGGGAUUGGAGCCGCGCGCUGUGUUGAUGAGCGCUCGCGAUCGUCGCUGUUGUCGUUCUGCAUUACAUUCACGCGCUUGUUAUGAGUGCGCCUGGUUCACUUUGCGAUUACUUGGGCGCGAUUGUGUUUAGUUAGUGCGUUCGGUUCGAUUGCAACUACGAUUCUUGGGCAGAGUUUCAUGUGAAAAAUGUCAAAAGUGCGCGUCUCGAAUGGAAGUCCGACGCUGGAGCGGGUCGAUGCGAGGCAGGCGGACCACAAGCCUCUCGUGUGCAGGAAUCUGUUCGGAUCUUUGAAUCGCGAAGAGUUCGAGAGGGAUGUUAAGGAGCAACUGCAGGAGCUAGAGAAAGCAUCCUCGGACAAAUGGAACUUCGACUUUGGCAAAAACGAGCCGCUCUCGCCGGGCAAGUACGAGUGGCAGGAGGUGGACAGCCAAGACGUGCCGGAAUUUUACAGCAGAGCACAUCGUGCCAAACGGGCUGAGACUGUGGAACAUAACCGGAAUCACGAUUAUUUGUUGACAACUCCCUCUCUGGAGAUCGGAGGGGAGGACUCUGGAAGUACAGAGCCUGGGAGUCAGUCGGAUUGCCAAACAGCACGGACCACACCGAGGAAAAGACCGUCGACGGAGGAUGAGGGUAAAUGUUUGCAAGCUCGUGACAGCCGGGCAUUACGAAUUACGUCAGCUGCCUCUCCAGAAACACUGACGAUCUUCCUUGCCAAAGUAAAAGACCCAACGUCCAUCCGACCGAAGCGAACCACUGUCCAGAUACGACAGAUUCGGGCGAGCAGGCGCCCUGCAAAUCAGACCCCAAAACGUAAACAAGGACUUUUACGCAAAGAGAUGAAGAAGCCUAUUUUCUCCAUCAAAUACUUCAAGAGCUUUAUGAAGUAAACAGGGACAUCAGUUGGUUAUAUAUAUAUAUAUAUAUAUAUAUAUAUAUAAAUAAGCCUUGGAGAGGCUGUAUAAGCACUGAAUUUUUACACUAAAGUUUUGGCACUCGAAAGAAUAUAUUUGCCUCAAAAGCAGACAAUGUAGCAGUGUGCAAUUGGAGUUGCUUCAUUUGUUGUUUUACUACCUAUGUAUAUACUUUCAUUUUAUAUGUUGCACAUUUAAAUGUAAAAUUAAGAUAAAAAAAAAAAAAACAAUCAUUUAUGAUGGCGUGCAUUUGAAUUGCUGUGCAGUAUCAAAACGUCUCCCUUCAAAAUUAUCCCUCUUUAAAAAAAGCAUAUAUGUACACACAAUUUCCUCUUAAUUAAGCUUCACAGUCCCAUUGUCUCAGUUUAAGGCUGGCUCAGGAUGUUAACAGUCAAAAAAUAGACUUUAAUGUGUAUCAGUUUAGUGCUGAACAGCAGCACAAUCUUGGCCAUUUUUAAGUUGCACAAAUAUGUCACUGUCUGAAAAGCAUGAGAGAAUUUGUCACCUCGAGUGAUCUGGCUAAAUCAAAAAAAAUAUAUUGUUUUGAAAUUUGCAUUAAAACCAUUGGGGAUGUUUAUUGGUAAUUCAUAUGACAUUCAUCUGUCAAUGUAACAGCUCAUUUGUGUUCCUCUCUGGAGGGGUCGUGACUCCAAGUGUGGUAUUAAGGUUUUCACGGUUCUUAACAGUAUUACUAUAUCCCUAGGUUAUUCCACUAUUUUUUGUUUAUUAUUUUAUUUUGACAUUUUGGAAUAAUCUUAAAAUUCACAUGAACUACAACAGACAAAAAUAAUUGUGCAACUGUAAUGACCAAUUCAUUUCCUUUUAUGUGAGUUUUUAUAUUUCCAUUAAUUGCUGUAGCAUAAUGUUUAUAUAUAUAUAUAUA
Messenger RNA from Xyrauchen texanus (razorback sucker), 2574 nucleotides. RefSeq names its product cyclin-dependent kinase inhibitor 1B-like. The transcript has 3 exons. Gene Ontology annotation, biological process: G1/S transition of mitotic cell cycle; regulation of cell cycle; negative regulation of cell population proliferation. Gene Ontology annotation, cellular component: nucleus; cytoplasm. The record is from RefSeq and is a predicted model, not a curated record. Lineage: Eukaryota; Metazoa; Chordata; Actinopteri; Cypriniformes; Catostomidae. Bases 963 to 1667 code for a protein of 234 amino acids. Gene Ontology annotation, molecular function: cyclin-dependent protein serine/threonine kinase inhibitor activity; protein-folding chaperone binding.